CUUUCCUUUUCUCCCAUCAGAUGCGGGCGGCCAGCGAAUACGAGGAACGGAAACUGAUCCGUGCCGCCAUUCGCAAACUGCGUGCUGAAGAAAUUGAAGCUGCAGCUUUGGCGGGGAAAGCUUACUACAACCGGCGGGAGACGGAUGAGGCCCUGGGGGUCAAAGGAAGGGAAGGAAACACAGCGGACGGGGGCAUCUCUGAGGUGCAGGAGCGGGAAUUGAUCAGGGCCCAGAUCCGGGAGCUGCGAAGCCAGCAGCGGCAGGAAGCGAAGCCAGCAGACAUGCCGGAUUCCUCCACACCCGUGGGAACUCUCCUGCUCCUGGACCCUGUCGCCGGCCAAGCACCCGCCGAGCCACCCUCUCUGUCAGAGAGCGGGCCGGAUCCAGAGUCGAGCGCUGAGGCCAGCUCCCGAGACAGCGACUCCAGGACUGAAUCGCCUCCCGCUUCCGAGGAGGAGACGGGCACCGGCCGCAUUUCCGCUCCAGAAGACAGCGAGGGGUUGACAGCUCCCGAAGGAGGGUCCGCUGCCAGCGAGCCUCCGCAAGGGCAGCCGGAUGCUCCGAGUGCAGUGAGCGAUUCCUCCCAGGAAGAGGAGGCUUCCCUGAAGUUACCGAGCGAAGAGACUCCGAGAGAACUGGAUGCGCCUCAAGCCCCAGAGCAGGAAGCGGGUGUCGUGGACAGCAGAGAAAGCGUUUCCUCAGCAGCUCCAUCCAGUGCCGCCCCCCAGACCCCUGCCCCUCCAGAUGCCCGCUGCGGUGAAACCACACAACCGACGCCACGCCAGGCAACCAGCACAGAUUCCCGCCGGGAUCAACCGUUCCAGCGAUCCGGCUCUGUGCUGGACCGCGCACGAAAGUUCAGCUCGGAUCCCCCAAGCCGGCUGGCUCUGCCGCCACCCCCGGAAGGCGGAGAGUGCGGGCAAAGGUGCUCGGAUCCUGCAGCAACAGCAACAGCUCCUGAACCCCCCGCGUGCAGGAGACUUACCUGUCGGGGCACGGGGUGGCAGCAGUGGCGCUGCCGGCCGUGCCCUCCAGGAUGCCAGCAGGCAGCGGGGUGCAGAGGAGCAGCAGCCGGCCAAGCCCUCCGCCAGCCAGCCAAAGACCGGGACAGUGAGGCCUCCCGCCGAGAGUCCGGCCGGCCCUAAAGAGGCGUCCGGCCCCCGGGGGCGGAGCCAGGCCGGCCAAUGGCAGGGGAGCAAGUGGGCACCUGCCCGCCCCUCUGCUGAAAACACUCCGGGGAGC
Molecule: messenger RNA, 1242 nt
Organism: Podarcis muralis (Common wall lizard)
Lineage: Eukaryota; Metazoa; Chordata; Lepidosauria; Squamata; Lacertidae
Source: RefSeq, a predicted model, not a curated record